UCGUCAUCGUGCGUAUCUAAAACAUCUUCAAAUCUAUCUUUGACCGUCGUACUCUCUCUCUCUCUCUCUCUCUUUUUAAUUUUGGCUCAUCAUCACCCUUCGCCUUUUCGCCGCUGUUGCAGACUCUGCUCAAAACACACAAACACAGCAACAGCCACCACACUUUCACUCACCCACUUACAAUAUCUCCAUUUUGCCCCUUCUUUCCCCUUCAGCAUAAAACCAUCUCUAUAAAUAUUCAUUCAUUAAACAUAGCAGACAGUAGCAGCACACACACUUAUCUUCUUCUUCCUCUGAUUCCAUUCAUCAUUCAUUACUCUGAUCCGACGGCUGCGAUCUUCUCGUUUCUCCAAUCGUACGGCCAGGGGUCCUUUGUCUGCCUCACUCACCUUCCCAACUUUCUCUCUCUACUUAGAGAGUAGCUUCUCUGGAACACCGAGUAUGGAGUCCAACGGUCAUGUUAGAGUAAAGAGAAAUGAUAUUAUUAAAGAAAAUGGUCAUUCCCAUUUGUCAAAUAAUGAUGAUGAACAUGAUCCAUGGACUGCAUGGGCAUACAAGCCUCGCACCAUCACAUUGUUACUUAUUGGCGCUUGCUUUCUUAUUUGGGCAAGUGGAGCACUUGAUCCAGAAAGAGAUGCAUCUGGGGAUCUAGUUACUUCUGUUAAAAGGGGUGUAUGGGCAAUGAUUGCUGUUUUUCUUGCUUAUUGCCUGCUGCAAGCUCCUUCUACGGUUCUUAUUAGGCCACAUCCUGCAAUUUGGCGCUUGGUUCAUGGCAUGGCUGUUGUAUACCUAGUUGCCCUCACAUUUUUGCUUUUUCAGAAGCGUGAUGACGCUCGACAGUUUAUGAAGUUUCUUCAUCCUGAUCUUGGUGUUGAACUUCCAGAGAGAUCUUAUGGCGCUGACUGUCGUAUAUAUCUGCCUGAAAACCCUGCAAGCAGGUUUAAGAAUGUUUAUGAGACACUUUUUGAUGAAUUUGUUUUAGCUCAUGUUAUUGGAUGGUGGGGGAAGGCAAUAUUGAUUCGUAAUCAGCCCCUUCUUUGGGUGUUAUCAAUUGGUUUUGAGUUGGUGGAGUAUACUUUUCGUCACAUGUUGCCAAAUUUCAAUGAGUGCUGGUGGGACAGUAUUAUUCUUGACAUUUUGAUCUGCAAUUGGUUUGGAAUUUGGGCAGGAAUGCAUACUGUUAGAUAUUUUGAUGGGAAAACAUACAAAUGGGUUGGUCUAAGCCAGCAGCCUAAUAUAAUAGGAAAAGUGAAACGAACAUUAGGCCAAUUCACACCAGCUCAGUGGGACAAAGACGAGUGGCAUCCAUUGCUUGGUCCUUGGCGUUUCAUUCAAGUUCUUAGUCUUUGCAUUGUAUUUUUGACAGUAGAGCUCAACACAUUCUUUUUGAAGUUUUGUCUCUGGAUACCUCCUCGAAAUUCGGUUGUUAUAUAUAGGUUGAUUUUGUGGUGGCUACUUGCGAUUCCAACAAUUCGUGAGUACAACUCAUACCUUCAAGACAGAAAGCCAGUGAAAAAGGUCGGAGCAUAUUGUUGGCUCUCUCUUGCCAUUUGCAUUGUGGAACUUCUGAUUUGCAUUAAGUUUGGACACGGCUUGUAUCCAAAAUCAAUGCCUAUAUGGCUGGUAAUAUUCUGGUCAGGUGUUGGAGUGACCAUUUUUACAUUUUUGCUUUUGUGGUCUUGGCAACUCCAUCGCACUUUAGGGAACAAAAAGAGACGAUAAUUUCACAAUUGCAGCAGUUGCAAUGCUGCAUUAUUCUUUGAUUGAUUCCUUCCUCAUUUUUAUGGGUACCAAUCCAUAGCCAUACACAUGGUGUAAAUACAUCAACCUCAUAAUUAAUUGUAAAUGAAUAUUAAUUUCUCCUAGCUUAGUAUAGUGGAACAGAUCACAGUUUCUUUGGGCGGCAAAUUUAUAGUUCCAGCUGGUAGAGAGGUGUACUUAUUAUUAUUAUUUAUGAGGCCUGCUUCUGUUCUGAAUAGGUUUUCACCAUUGGUAAAUUGCCCAAUUUCUUCGCCUCCAUCGGAAUGAAUCAUUUUGAAACGUGUAUCCAGCCAUUUCAAGGAAAUUUUGAGUGAAGAAUGCUUUUGCUUCAUAAACUGUGUCCAAAUGUUAUAUUAUAAUGUUGCUGCCUUGCUUGUC
Molecule: messenger RNA, 2139 nt
Organism: Glycine soja
Lineage: Eukaryota; Viridiplantae; Streptophyta; Magnoliopsida; Fabales; Fabaceae
Product: CDP-diacylglycerol--serine O-phosphatidyltransferase 1
Exons: 13
Coding region: 442-1722 (426 amino acids)
Biological process (GO): phosphatidylserine biosynthetic process
Molecular function (GO): L-serine-phosphatidylethanolamine phosphatidyltransferase activity
Source: RefSeq, a predicted model, not a curated record